CAGUGUCUCACUGUCAGUCAGUCGUUGUGAUGCGAAUGCGUGCUUCGAUGUUGCAAACUCAAAACAGAUAGUUGGAUCAUAAAUUCGCCUAAAUUCAUCAUUAAUUCCUUAAACUAGUUAUUGUUUCAAAUAUGCUUCGCAGCAUAUUUGGUAGCGCACUUUUGCGCUCCAAAGCGGCAUGCCACCUUCCGGCGGCGACCAUGUCCCAGUACGGGCCGCAGUUCGUGGAACCGGUUUUCAAGAAGGAAACCCUCACGGCCAUGGAGGAAAGCGGCGAGAUAUCCAAAAUUGCCCAUGUUCCGGUCAAGGCCGCUCGAAACAACGAUUCCUGUUCGGUGUUUCACGACGACUUGGUGAGCAAGUUUACCAAUUAUGUAAUGAAGAAGGGAGAGAAGGUGCUGGCGAGGGAACUGGUGGAAAAAGGUUUUGAAAACAUCAAACGACUGCAGUUGGAACGCUAUCACCUGGCGGAAAGUGAGGAGGAAAAGGCCAAGAUCGAGUUGAAUCCUCGGGCUCUGUUGAGGAAGGCGGUGGAAAACAGCCGUCCGCUGUUGCAAUUGACCCCGAUUAAACGCGGAGGAGUGCGCUAUCAGGUGCCGGUUCCGAUUACCGAGCAGAGGUCAUACUUCCUAGCGAUGAAAUGGCUGUUGGAAGCCAUUAGAGAAAAGGAGCGAACUGUGCAUUUUCCGGAAAAGAUGGCAUGGGAAGUGCUGGACGCUGCCGCCAAUCAGGGCAAGGUAAUCAAACGGAAGCAGGAGCUGCAUCGACAAUGUGAGGCGAAUCGGGCGUAUGCACAUUACAGAUGGAGCUAAGAAGUGCAUUGGAUGUUUAACAGGAUGUUAAUGCGGAAUACAGAAUUCGUAGAUUAGUAA
Messenger RNA from Aedes aegypti (yellow fever mosquito), 872 nucleotides. It is a transcript of the gene mRpS7, whose product is annotated as 28S ribosomal protein S7, mitochondrial. The transcript is spliced from 2 exons. The record is from RefSeq and is a predicted model, not a curated record. Gene Ontology annotation, biological process: ribosomal small subunit assembly; translation. Lineage: Eukaryota; Metazoa; Arthropoda; Insecta; Diptera; Culicidae. Gene Ontology annotation, molecular function: structural constituent of ribosome; mRNA binding; rRNA binding. Gene Ontology annotation, cellular component: ribosome. The coding region runs from base 132 to 812 and encodes 226 amino acids.